This is a messenger RNA of Musa acuminata AAA Group (dessert banana), 1792 nucleotides long. RefSeq names its product protein BYPASS1-LIKE. Bases 275 to 1486 code for a protein of 403 amino acids. Lineage: Eukaryota; Viridiplantae; Streptophyta; Magnoliopsida; Zingiberales; Musaceae. The transcript has a single exon. The record is from RefSeq and is a predicted model, not a curated record.
CCCCUCGUUGAGAAUAUUUUUGUCCGCGUAUUUGUUCCUACGAGGGGAGAAGGUGAACGCCCCCUCCAUUUAAGCCGCCUCCUCUCCUCUCGUCAUCCGACACUGGGGGCUCCAAGCAAGCAGCCCAGCAACCAUAGAACCUCGACGACCUCCGUCGGUAUCCACAUUACACUCGCCAUCCCCAAAUCUCUUCUGUUCUCUUCCCGUCUCUGGCCUCAUCCUAAAACAUCUCGUGCUCUGUAAGGAUGAAUUGAGUGGUCUGAUUCCUUCGAGAAUGCCAGUCUCCGUCUACCAGGGCUUCCCAUCCUCCUCCUCGGUCUCCUUUGUCUUCCUUGGCCGCUCCAUCCGAAGCAUCCGCGCCGAUUCUGUUCACCGCAUGAACGCCCACCACCACAUGGCCACCGCCGAGCAACAGGAGCUGUGCGCCUUCCAGCGCUGCGUCGCAGACCACUUCUUGGACCUCUCUGCCGUCGGUGCCGACGGCCUUUUGUCACUCUCCUGGGUCCGCAAGCUCCUUCACGCCUUCCUCGUGUGCCACGAGGAGUUCCGGGCGCUUCUCGUCGACCGCUGGGCGCUCAUUGCCUUGCCACCCCUCGAACACCUCAUCGCCGACUUCUCCGACCGGGCCGUCAAGGCCCUCGACAUCUGCAAUGCCGUCCGCGACGGUGUCAACCAGCUCCGCCGCUUGCUGGCCCAACUUGAGAUCGUGGUCGCAGCGCUCGGCCCUGCCGCCGCCUCCACGUCCCGCCGCAGAAUCGGCGAGGGCCAGCUCCGCCGCUCCCGCAAGGCCCUCGGUGAAGUUGCCGUCGUGCUCGACGACAAGGACGCCAGCUCAAUCCUCUCCCACAGCAACCGCUCCUUCGGCCGCAGCGGCAACGCCGACCCCUUUCCCUCGCCGAGCGGCGGCCGUCGCUCCUCCCACUUCCGCUCCACCUCCUCUACCGUGUCCCGCUCGUGGUCAGCCGCGCGGCAGCUGCAGGCCAUCGGAAGCAACACGACCGCACCUCGAGGCCACGAGGUCGACGCCAGCGCCGGUCUUGCGGUGCCCAUUUACACGAUGACCGCUGUGCUCCUGUUUUCGAUGCACUCCCUGGUGGCUGCGAUCCCUUGCCGGGACCGCGGCCUCCAGGCCCACUUCUCCGUCCCGCGCACGUUUCCGUGGUCAGCGCCCAUCGUAUCUCUCCACAUGCGGAUCAUGGAGGAGUCGAAGAAGAAGGAUCGGAGGAACUCAGCCGGGCUGCUGAAGGAGAUCCAACAGAUCGAAAGGUGUACGCACCAAUUGAGCGAGCUGCUAGACACCAUUCAGCUCCCGAUGUCAGAGGAGGAGGAGAAAGAGGUGAGGCAAAGGGUGGAGGAGUUAUCAGAGGUCUGCGAUGCCUUGAAGGAUGGGCUUGAUCCGUUGGAACGUCAGGUCAGGGAGGUCUUCCUCCGGAUCGUGCGCAGCCAUACUGAGAGCCUCGAUUGCUUGUCUCAUACCGCGCAAUGAAAUCUCCCAUUUUCGUUCCUGUGACAGGAACCGCUGCCUAAUGUUGAUGACAUAUGGGAAGGUGAAGGAAUUGAAGUAGAGCAAAUGCCCCUUCAUUCGCACCGAUAAUUAGGUGGUCGCUUUUGUAUCUACCAUUAUAUUUUGUGUCCAAGGAAAAUGAUUGCGUGUUUCUGCUACUGGUAAUCCUAAAAGGCUCUGCAGCAGAGUGUUAGCCUUUCUUUCCCAUUUACAUAUCUUGAACCCUUGAUGGAAAUAGUCAACUAAGGAAUGCUUGGGUUUUGUUUCCUUCUUCCCGAGCUUUGUGGA